AUGUCGUGCUCGGCGGCGGCGGGCGCCGAGGCCGCCGCUCUCCUGUUCCGCAGCCCCGCUCUGUCCACGAUCGCCGGGCGACACCGCCUCGCCGUGUCCCGCUGGACUCCGCGCCGAAACCUCAGGACUGGCGUGCAACCUCAUCAGAGGAGUACACCGAGUGCUAACCAUCGUAACAGGGUUAGCAUUCAGAGAGAUAGAGCAGCAGCUUCUAUUGAUGAAGAACAGCAACAGAAGUCUGUCGAUGAAAAUGAACUACUAAACAUUCAACUGGAAGAUUUGGUAGGAAUGAUACAAAAUACCCAGAAGAAUAUAUUGCUUCUGAAUCAAGCUCGUCUUCAAGCAUUGGGACAUGCUGACAAAAUUCUUAAAGAGAAGGAAGCUUUGCAACAGAAGAUAAACAUUUUAGAGAUGAAACUAUCAGAAACAGGUACACAAUCUGUGCUUUCUAGUGAAGCGAAGUCUGAUGCAGAGGGUCUGGAGUUUGAUGUCGUAAAGGAAGAGAAUGUGCUACUGAAGGAUGACAUGAAUUUUCUAAAAGCAAAGCUUAUUGAGAUAACUGAGACAGAGGAGAGUCUAUUCAAGUUGGAGAAAGAGCGUGCUCUUUUAGAUGGUUCCCUUAGGGAGCUCGAGUGUACAUUCAUUUCUGCCCAAUCUGAUAUGUUGAAACUUGGUCCUCAGCAACAAGAUGCCUGGUGGGAGAAAGUAGAAAAUUUGGAAGACUUGCUUGAUUCCACAGCAAACCAAGUGGAGCAUGCUGCUCUGACGCUAGAUGGUUAUCGUGAUUUCCAUGAUAAGGUUGAGAAACUAAAAGCAUCAUUGGGAGCAACAAACAUAUCAAAGUUCUGUCUUUAUUUAGUUGAUAUUUUGCAGCAAAGGGUAAAAUCAGUAGAAGAGCGCUUUCAAGCAUGUAAUCAUGAAAUGCAUUCACAAAUUGAACUUUAUGAACACUCAAUAGUGGAGUUUCAAGAUACUCUCAGCAAACUAAUAAACGAAAGUGAGAAAAAGUCAAUGGAGCAUUAUGCAGAAGGCAUGCCAUCGGAGUUCUGGAGUAGGAUCUCUCUUCUGAUUGAUGGGUGGUCGCUUGAGAAGAAAAUAUCCAUCAACGAUGCAAGCAUGUUGAGAGAAAUGGCUUGGAAAAGGGAUAAUCGCCUUCGGGAAGCUUACUUGUCAUCCAGAGGAAUGGAAGAGAGGGAACUGAUAGAUAAUUUCCUAAAGAUGGCACUACCAGGAACAAGUUCUGGUUUGCACAUUGUCCACAUAGCAGCUGAGAUGGCUCCUGUUGCAAAGGUUGGUGGUCUGGCAGAUGUGAUCUCUGGUCUUGGGAAGGCACUUCAAAAAAAAGGGCACCUAGUAGAGAUUAUUCUUCCCAAAUAUGAUUGCAUGCAGCAUAACCAAAUCAAUAAUCUUAAGGUUCUAGAUGUUGUGGUGAAGUCUUACUUCGAAGGAAAUAUGUUUGCGAACAAGAUAUGGACUGGGACAGUUGAAGGUCUUCCUGUCUACUUUAUUGAGCCGCAACAUCCAGGUAAGUUCUUCUGGAGGGCGCAAUACUACGGAGAGCAUGAUGACUUCAAGCGUUUUUCCUACUUUAGCCGUGUUGCACUGGAAUUGCUGUACCAAUCCGGGAAGAAAGUUGACAUAAUUCACUGUCAUGACUGGCAGACUGCAUUUGUUGCACCUCUUUAUUGGGAUGUUUAUGCAAAUCUGGGCUUCAACUCAGCUAGAAUUUGUUUUACCUGUCACAAUUUUGAAUAUCAAGGAGUUGCUCCAGCUCAAGAUUUAGCAUAUUGUGGCCUUGAUGUUGAUCACCUGGAUAGACCAGACAGAAUGCGGGAUAAUUCACAUGGCAGAAUAAAUGUUGUUAAGGGUGCAAUUGUGUAUUCCAACAUUGUCACAACUGUAUCACCAACAUAUGCUCAAGAGGUGUGCUCAGAGGGUGGGCGUGGGCUCCAAGAUACACUCAAAGUGCACUCCAAGAAAUUUGUUGGAAUACUUAAUGGCAUCGACACAGAUACUUGGAAUCCAUCUACAGAUAGGUUUCUCAAGGUUCAAUACAGUGCUAAUGAUCUAUAUGGAAAGUCAGCAAACAAAGCAGCUCUCAGGAAGCAGUUGAAGCUGUCUUCCACACAUGCUUCCCGGCCACUAGUUGGUUGCAUUACGAGGCUAGUUCCUCAAAAGGGUGUACAUCUUAUCAGGCAUGCAAUAUAUAAAACAGCUGAGUUGGGUGGACAAUUUGUUCUGUUGGGUUCAAGUCCAGUACAGCAUAUCCAGAGAGAGUUUGAGGGUAUUGUGGACCAAUUUCAGAACAACAACAAUGUCAGGCUGCUUUUGAAGUAUGAUGAUGCUCUGUCACAUAUGAUUUUUGCAGCAUCAGACAUGUUCAUUGUUCCUUCUAUGUUUGAACCAUGUGGCCUCACUCAGAUGAUAGCUAUGCGAUAUGGUUCUGUGCCAAUUGUUCGGAGAACUGGUGGUUUGAAUGACAGUGUAUUUGAUUUUGACGAUGAAACGAUACCCAUGGAGCUGCGAAAUGGCUUCACCUUUUUGAAGGCUGAUGAGCAGGGUUUUGAUAGUGCCCUGGAAAGAGCUUUCAACUACUACCAUAGAAAACCUGAAGUUUGGAAACAGUUGGUGCAGAAAGACAUGAAGAUAGAUUUCAGCUGGGAUACUUCAGCUUCCCAAUACGAAGAAAUCUAUCAGAGAGCAGCGGCUCGAGCCAGGGCAGCAGCGUAA
Miscanthus lutarioriparius is the source of this 2730-nucleotide messenger RNA. Lineage: Eukaryota; Viridiplantae; Streptophyta; Magnoliopsida; Poales; Poaceae. The record is from the annotation of a GenBank genome assembly.